Messenger RNA from Parastagonospora nodorum SN15, 2082 nucleotides. RefSeq lists its product as hypothetical. Gene Ontology annotation, molecular function: voltage-gated chloride channel activity. The record is from RefSeq and is a predicted model, not a curated record. Gene Ontology annotation, cellular component: Golgi apparatus; membrane; early endosome. The transcript has a single exon. Gene Ontology annotation, biological process: transmembrane transport; chloride transport. Lineage: Eukaryota; Fungi; Ascomycota; Dothideomycetes; Pleosporales; Phaeosphaeriaceae. Bases 1 to 2082 code for a protein of 693 amino acids.
AUGACGGCAUGCGUUGCUUUCGUCGUCGAUAUCGCUGUUGCUACGGUAUCAGAUUGGAAGCAAGGCUGCUGUAAACGCAACCCAUUCCUAAACAUCGAACGCUGCUGUGCAGGCAAGGUCGCGGCGGAACUCGGAAAUGGGUACUGUGAUGAAUGGCACGUAUGGAGUUCAUACUACAACAAGAGCUUCGCAGUCUAUGUCGCCCUCGCACUCAUCUUCGGAAUCAUAUCCUCCAGCGCUACAAUGACAACCCGGAGCGAACUCCCUUCUGCACCAACUCCGAGCAAAGAAGAAUCACUGCCGCAGAUCAAAGUCAACGGCCUGGCAGACGACACACCCCCUUCAACUCCAACGAAACGAGAGCGUGGGAAGGUCAUGUACAUGGCCUCUGGCAGCGGCAUCCCCGAAAUCAAAACCAUCCUUUCCGGCUUCAACAUCCCGUCCUUCCUCUCCUUCAAAGUCCUCUUCAUCAAGGCCUUUGGCGCCAUCUUCGCCGUUUCGACGGGCAUGUGUCUCGGCAAAGAAGGCCCCUUUGUGCACAUCUCGACAUGCGUCGGAUACCUAGUUGGCAUGCUGUUCCCCAAAUACCGCACUAACGGCCGGAAAAUGCGCGAACUACUCAGCGCCGCAUGCUCCAGUGGUCUAUCCGUAGCCUUUGGCGCGCCCAUCGGCGGCGUCCUCUUUAGCUACGAGGAAAUCAGCACAUACUUCCCGCGUAAAGUGCUUUGGCGCGCGUUCCUAUGCUCGCUCGUGGCCGCCAUGGUGCUGAAGGAACUCAACCCAACAGGCACGGGCAAACUCGUGCUCUUCGAGACAAACUACGGCACAGAAUACAAACCAAUCCACUACCUCGUCUUCAUCCUGCUCGGAAUCGCAGGCGGCAUCUUCGGCGGCGUGUUCUGCAAAUUAAACUUCAUCUGGGGCAAAUGGUUCCGCGCCUUCCCUAUCAUCAAGAAGAAUCCCGUCCUUGAAGUCGCCCUCGUAACGCUGCUCACCGCGCUGAUUCAAUUCCCCAACCCUUUAACCCACGAGCCGGGAGACGUCACUAUCAAGAACCUGCUUAUAGAUUGCUCACAACCCUCUUCCCGCCCCUCGUACAUAUGCCACCAAGAGAGCCUCACCACCACGCCAAACUGGCCAUACAUCACCUCCCUCCUAACCGGCACCCUCUCCAAACUCCUCCUCACAAUCCUCACCUUCGGCAUCAAAGUCCCCAGCGGCGUCAUAAUCCCCGCCCUGUCCGCCGGCGCCCUCUUCGGCCGUCUCGUCGCGCAAUUCCUGCCCUCCUCCAGCAGUGCCAGCCCGGGCAUCUUCGCCAUGGUCGGCAGCGCCGCCUUCCUCGCCGGCAUCAGUCGCAUGAGCAUAUCGCUCGCCGUCAUCAUGUUCGAACUCACCGGCCAGCUGUCUUACGUCGUGCCACACAUGCUCGCCAUCUUGGUUGCGAAAUGGGUCGCGGACACGAUUAGUGCAGAGGGCGUGUACGACCUCGCGCAAACCGUGCUGGGCCACCCGUUUCUCGACGCCGAUGUCGCGCUGCAAAUCGCUAGAAGGAAGAAGUUGAACACGAGUGUGUUGGUCCCGCCGAAGCGCACGAUGGCCGAGAUUACUGUGGAGGUGCCCGCGUGCAAUAAAGUCCCCUACGAGGUGCUGAAGCAGAAACUCGAGCAGUUGCAUGACAGGGGAUUGAUGGAUGCGGGAUUGGUGCUGGUGCAGACUCAUCCGCACAAUACGGUGCCCAUCUUGCAGGGCUAUAUUGCGCAGACGGAGUUGGAGUUUGGGCUUACGAAACUUAUUCCGAGCUCGUUUCCAGCUGAUUUACAGGUUAGGGUGCUGGGACAUGCGAUUGACGAUGAGGCAGCGCCUGAAAGUCUGGAGGUAGAUUUGACACCCUUCGUGGAUCGUACGCCGUUGAGUAUUUGUGCGAAAGCGCCAUUGGAAUAUGCGGUUGAAAUGUUUUCGAAGCUGGGACUGCGGUAUCUUUGCAUCACUGAGGAAGGAACGGGGAGGCUGGUGGGAGUGGUCAUCAAGAAAAGACUGGUUGGAUACCUUGAGCAUCUCAGAGAGCAUGGCGAAGAUGAGUAG